CCACAAAUCAUAUAAGCAGAAUUUACUUAAGGUUCAUUCCAGCUUACAAACAUUUUGUCGCAGGGUGAUAUUUGUUAUUCUCGGUGUCUCUCUCAAUGAAUAUGGCAAACAAGAAAAAGGUAUGUGUGAUCGGAGCAGGGCCAAGUGGAAUGGCGGCUUUGUGGAACUUUUCAAAGCUGAAGAGUGGCAAUGAUGUUGACGUCGUAUGCUACGAAAAACAGAAAUCUUGGGGCGGCCUGUGGAACUAUUCAUGGAGAACAGGUACCGAUGGUUACGGUGAACCAUGUCAUGCCGGUAUGUACAAACACCUGUGGUCAAAUGGUCCAAAAGAAUGUCUAGAAUUUCCUGAUUAUACAUUUGAGAAACAUUUUGGGAAGGCCAUUCCCUCAUAUCCACCAAGACCUGUUAUAAAGGAUUAUCUUGAGGGCCGCUGGACAAGCAAUGUAGAUUUGAGACCAUACAUCAAAUUCAACACAGUAGUGCGGCAUGUUGAGUAUAACGAUUUAGACAAAAAGUUCAUUGUAGAGAUUACAAACCUCGAAACUGACCAAUCAUCAAAAGAAACAUUUGAUUAUGUCAUUGUUGCGACAGGGAUUUUCAAUGUUCCUAAUGUCCCGGAUUUACCCGGAAUUGAUACAUUCGAAGGGACAAUACAGCAUGUACAUAAUUUUCGUGACGCUAAAGAAUUCAAAGGCCAGCGUUUAUUGAUUGUUGGUGCCAGCUAUUCGGCAGAAGAUUUGGCGCUUCAAUGUUUAAAAUUCGGAGCAAAAAGUGUCGUAUGCACAUGGAGAACAAAACCGAUGGGAUUUAACUGGCCGAAAGGGAUUGAAGAAAGACCAUUGGUCCAGAAAUUCGAUGGCAAUGUGGCAUACUUUAAAGAUGGUUCAAACGCGGAAAUAGAUGCUGUCAUUUUCUGUACAGGUUACAAGUACUCGUUUCCGUUUAUGGAAGGCAAGCUUCGUCUGCAAUCGUCACUGUCCAUGUUUCCGGACAAUCUGUAUAAGGGGUCGGUCUAUUUGCUAGGCGGGAACAACCAAUUAUUCUACAUGGGAAUACAGGACCAGCUCUACUCAUUUACAAUGUUUGAUGUUCAAGCUUUAUGGAUUUGCAAAUAUAUUCUCCGUAACAUUUCCAAUGAGCCCAAGUCACUCAGUGAAAUGAAAUCAAAUGCUCAGAGAUGGUGUCAGAAUUGUUCCGAGUUGAAAAAAUGUCACGAUGAAAUAGAUUUCCAGACAAAGUUUAUUGCUGAUUUGAGCAAAGACGUAGGUUAUUACCCGGAUGCUACAAAGGCAAGAGAAAUGUUCUAUACCUGGGAGCAUGAUAAGGAGAAAAAUAUCGUCACAUACAGAGAUCAGUGUUUCACUUCUAUCUACACGGGCACCAAAUCACCCAGACCUACCGCUCCUUGGUGGCAGGCAAAGGAUGAUAGCAUCAAAGCUUUUGUAAAUAAAAAAUGAUGGGAACGCUCUAAUGAACGAUGCUUGAUUAUCCUUUAUAAUACUGGCGUUUAAUCAGAGUAUAUUUCUGUUAUGUAAAUAUCUUAAAUGGAAUUAUGUAUUUCUUCUCAAAUAUUAUAAAUAUCAGCUGUUAUGACAAAUGUAAAGACUUUCUUUUACUAUCAAGUCCGGGUAAAGACUGUAUUUACAAGAAAUAAUAUGGCAAUUUAUUUAUUUAUUUAGUAUUGUAUAUGGAUUCCUAUAUUUUCUAUAGUUUGUAUUGCUAUGUGUAACUAUAUAGCUCAUGUAUAGCUCCAAAUUAAUCAGAGUAAGAGUUGAUGUUAAUUUGAUUUCUGGUAUAAUUAGAUUCAAUAAAUUU
Ruditapes philippinarum (Manila clam) is the source of this 1815-nucleotide messenger RNA. RefSeq names its product trimethylamine monooxygenase-like. Bases 96 to 1457 code for a protein of 453 amino acids. Gene Ontology annotation, molecular function: NADP binding; flavin adenine dinucleotide binding; N,N-dimethylaniline monooxygenase activity. The record is from RefSeq and is a predicted model, not a curated record. NCBI's taxonomy places the organism in Eukaryota, Metazoa, Mollusca, Bivalvia, Venerida, Veneridae. The transcript has 5 exons.